Molecule: messenger RNA, 3424 nt
Organism: Drosophila bipectinata
Lineage: Eukaryota; Metazoa; Arthropoda; Insecta; Diptera; Drosophilidae
Product: corneodesmosin
Biological process (GO): protein autoubiquitination
Molecular function (GO): ubiquitin-protein transferase activity
Source: RefSeq, a predicted model, not a curated record
AGAAACGCCAAGGUGCAGGUUGUACGGACGGCAGAACACGCGGCGUAUACGUAACGUGGAAAACUAUAAAAGUUGUCAAUGCAAAAUUGAUUGCACCUCCUCGGCAGCAGGACUCGUAGGAACAGUAUGCGAAGAAAAAAGAAAAGUGAAAGUGAAAUGAAAGGUAAUCUGAACCAAAGUCGACUCUAAGCACGGGCCACAAAGUCCCAUAGAGCCGUACAAAAUGCUCCUAGCGGUUCCGUUUUGCCUGUGUCCAUGUUGUGAUUACAUAAUGAGACGCUGCUAGAAGUCCAACUCAAAAGGAGAAGUCCCAGUCGUCGUCGCCAUCGCAGUCGCAAAGAAAAAGUGCCAAGUGUAAGCAAACCCAGCAAGUAAUAAAUAUCUCAACUCGCCACCAAGUAUCUCUGCCGGAACAGCAGUAGCAUAUAUAAGCAAUAGUCAAAGGACCUUAAGGAGCGAAAGGAUGCCCUUCGGUAGAAAGUCACCGCUGGAGGCUCUGGCCCUCCCCGGCGUGAUGCUCGCCUACAAGUACAGCCAGUUCCGGCAGCGCCGCCGGGAGGCAGCCAGCCGACGGGUCACCGAGCGCGAACUCUCCGCCCUCCACCAUAAAAUCGACAAGCUGCUGAGCAAAUUGGAGGAGGAAAACGAACCAGACCCCCCCACUUCCCAGGAGGAUGAGUGCGUGAUCUGCAUUAAUGCCCGGGCCACCAUGCAAACCUCGCCAUGUGGCCACCGCGUCGUCUGCCGUCGCUGCUUUGUGAAGACGAUCCAGAGCGCGGUGGCCCAGCGGCUACUGCCACUACGUUGUGUCAUCUGUCGGGCUCGGGUUAACCGACUGACCUCCUCCUCGGGCACCUGGCGCAUCCAGGAGUCGGCCAGCAGCUAUUCCAUGGGCGCCAAGAGCUGGGCCUCCGCCGGUGUGGCCGCUGGCGGAGUAGUGCCAUCGGCCAGCUCCUAUUCCAUGAACGAUGCGCACAGCGGACACCACACCUUCCAUCAGCCCACGCUGCACAAGUCAGGCGGCGGUGGAGGAGGGGGAGGAGGCGCAGGGGGGCGGCAUCAUCCGCACCACUAUGCCCUUCGGAAUGGUCGAGUCACUCAAUCGGAUAGCCUUUACUCGAUGAGCUCGACGGGAUCGGCGGGCUCCUCGGUAUCGGGCUACUCACACUACUCCAAGACGUCUUCCAUAUCGAGCAGCGGACCCUGCUCACCGGCCUCGCCGGCUGUGGCUUCCAGCUCCUCCCAUCACCUGGCGCCUCCGUCGCCCACCACUCACCAUCAUCCGCAUUCGCCCACGCCCUCGGCUUCCUCGGGCAGUUCCCUGUCGCCCCGGGAUAACGGAGGCUCUCACUCGCAUCAUGGCGGCUGUCCAAGCGGUUGCUCUGGCGCCGUGCCUAGGAAACCGCUUCACUCACUUCCCAACUCCGCCUCCACAUCCGCAUCAGCUUCUGCCUCUUCCUCCAGUGGCAGCGGUAGCAGCAGUGGAGGCGGAGGAGUAGGAGUGGGAGUGACAGGCAGCAGUGGCAUGAUGACGCCGACGCACACUUAUCCAGGAAGGCGGCACGUCAAGAACCGGCUGAUGGACAUUCACAAUCGCCUGCCACCCAUCAAGGAGUUCCGUAGUCCGGCCAAAGUGCCACAUCCCUCGCCCGUUCAUGUCAGCAACCCUAGAUUUCGGUACUCCACCUACACGAAGUCCAGUGCCCAUGAACUAGCUCCUCUGCUGCGGGAAUCCGGAUCACCGCCGCCACCGCGUCGUCCCAGUCCCAUGAACAUCCAGCUAAGUUGCUCUGCCCUGGCCCCGCCCCCUUUGAAGGCGGGCGGGGCAAAGAUCUGUCCGGUGACCUCAAAGAAUUCGCUGCCCAAAAAUGCCUAUACCAUGCCCAAGGACAAAAAGUCUUCUGGAUCAUCCGGACCCAUGGGUAAGAAUAGUGGCACUGCCGGAAAAAGUAAUCCGCCAGGAGCUGGUGGCCCAAGAGCAUCGACGGGAAGCACGGCCACCACUUCCGGGUCAAGUGGAUCAGGAUCUGGGUCUGGAUCUGGUUCGGGAACAGCCAGUCAUCUCAAGCCCACAUCAAGCUCUUCCAGUCGCAGUUUUCCGCUUUUCUCCGCCGGCAGUAAUCAGAGAGAGAAGGCUGACAAUAAGAAGAACGAAUCCGUUGAGCGGAAAAAGAAGGAGGAGAAGCUCAAGCUGAAGGCUGAGAAGGAAGCCAGAAAGGAGGAGAAGCGACUGGCCAAGGAGGAGGAGCGUCUGGCCAAGCUGCAUGCCAAGGAGGAGAAGAAACGCGGCAAAAAGGAGGCCAAGGAGCUGCUUUUGGCCAACGAUGGAAACAGCAAGAAGUGAAGUCAAGCCGAGAAACCCAAUUAGCCAGCAAAAAUGCAUAUUUAAAGUUGCAAUUCUAGGAGUAAGCCCAUCACCCAGUUACCGUACUAUAUCAAUUCAGAUCGUAUCGGAUCAAACCAGAUCAACUUCACACAAAGCCCAACCACACAUUACCAUAAAAGAACGAGCUUGAUUUAGGGAUAAUAUUUUGUCAGUUAGCCGUAAAUCGUUUUGGACAGUUUCAGGCCAAAUCUUGGUUAGAGUAUUUAAUUUUUAAGCAAGAGAGGAUUAUUUUUUAGCCUUGUUUAACUCUUAAGUGGCCUAUUGAAACUACUUGCAAAGAAAACGAUGCCAAACCUUUGUAUGAAUGAUAAACUUUUUGGCAGAAACUAUUUAAACAAAAUUUGUUUCGGCUUUAAUUUUACUUAGGCCUUGGUUCACACUGACAACUUUCAUAACUCUUGGAGGUCUAGAGAUAUGGUAAAAGUAUGAUUGUAUCGCUACCUUUGGUUCCUCAGCUCAUCUGUCUCAUUAGCAAUUAAAAGGUUGUUAACAAAUACUUCAAUUUAAACAGAUUCGGAUAGAUAGAUUUCGUGUAAAAGAACAAUAGAGAGAUUUACUUUUUACUUUCAAAUUUCCGGAUACUAGACUUUACUAUGAAACCAAUGUAACCCGAUUUAGGAGAGAGCCACAUCUCAAGAUAUAGUUUAUAAAAGAUAGAACCAAGACCACAAUAAGGCCAACUGAUGUUAGAGCCAAGCUUUAACAUAAGUGAGUCUGAAUCCGGCUAAAUAAUUAAUUAUGUACUUACUAACAAUAAAUGUCGAUCAACCAAAGUGUUAACAUGUUGACUAACAAAUUACAAAAAUGAGAGCAUAUUAAAGUAGUUUUCAUAUACCCCUCUAUAUAUAUUAUAUAUAUAAAAAUCUGUAACUGUAACUAAAUCUAUAGAUUCCAUACCAAUAUUGGAAACUGUUCAAGCGGCAAACAUAAGCAAUGUUUCGAUGUAUGUACUAUGUGUAAAUGUAUUACCAAGAUUGUUUUAAAAACAGGAAAAGAGAUAAAGAAACCGGAACCCAAUAAAGGAUCAAUUAUGUUGAA